Molecule: messenger RNA, 1211 nt
Organism: Blepharisma stoltei
Lineage: Eukaryota; Ciliophora; Heterotrichea; Heterotrichida; Blepharismidae
Source: the annotation of a GenBank genome assembly
AUGGCUAUGACCAUGCGUAUUUUGCCCAGCAGGGCACAGCUUCAGAUGUGGAAGGGCAAGCUGACAGGAGCAAGCAAAGGCCAUGACUUGCUAAAGAGAAAACUAGACGGCUUAAAAAAGACCUUUAAUGAAGUUCUACAUGAUAUUUUGAAAACAAAGAAAGGGUUAGGAGAUGAUAUGAAUGAAGCUGUUUUCGCUCUCGCAGAGGCUCAAUGGGGUGCAGGAGAUUUUGGAAGAAUCUUAGUGGAAACUGUUAAGCGCGCAUCUAAUCAAGUCAGAUUAGGCCUAACUCCUAAAGGUGGUGUUUAUCUCCCAGUCUUCCAUUCUAAACAAGAACUUGGUGACGAAGCUACCAAGCAACUCGGUAUCAGUGGAGGUGGAGCAGCCAUUCAGAAGUGCAAGGAAAAGUUCAAUAAGCUUCUCAAACUAUUAAUCACCAUUGCAGGACUACAAUCAUCUUUCUUUACUUUGGACGAAAUUAUGCUGAUUUAUAUAAAUUUUAUAUUAUUUAGACUAUUUUUCUGGUUAUAUCAAUCACACUAUUUUAUAUAUUAAAAUCACCAGUAGAAGAGUCAAUGCAUUAGAAAAUGUCGUCAUCCCUAGGAUUCAAGGCGCCAUUGCUUAUAUCAAAAGAGAACUCGACGAGCAGGAAAGAGAAGAUUUCUUUAGGCUUAAGAAAGUCCAAGACACUAAGUCCCCCCCCCCCCUCCGUGAGCGAACAAAAAAAUUUUGUUCGCUCACGGAGGGGGGUUAAAUUUUUUUUUUUAAAAAAAAAUUUAUAUAUAAAUUUUAUAAAAAAUAUUUUUUUUCGAAAUUUAAAAAAAUCCUAAUUUGCAAAAAUUGGGAAGCAAAUAUUAAUUUAAUUUGCAAAAUUUAUGUUUUAAAACGCAAUUUGUUUAAAAUUAAACAGAAUUAGCUCUAGAUUUCAUUAUACUAAUUAUCACUUAUAUAUCAAAAUUUUUUUUCCAUUAAAAUUUUUUCUAUUAAAAAAAUUUUUGUUCACUCACGGAGGGUGGGUUUUUGGUCAAAAAAUGGCGAUUUUUCUAAUGGUUUUGUUCGCUCACGGAGGGGGGGGGGGGGGGGGGGUAAGAAAAAAGCAUAUAGAAAGGGAAAGAGCGCAAAAAGAAAACGAAGACAGAGCUGCAGCCGCUGAAGAGGAAAGCCACAACAUUCUUAACAUGGAAGAGAAAGAUGCAGAUAUCAUAUUCUAA